AUGUUUCGAAGUUCAAUUCGCAGUCAAUUGACCUCAAAUUCAAUUCGUCGACGAUGUUUCACAACUACCAUUUCACGACAAGCGGAUUUUACACAUGCUGUCAUCGGUGGAGGUGCAGUAGGUCUUGCAAUUGCUAGACAGUUGGCAGGUAGAGAUGGAACAAGCACAUUACUCCUCGAGCGCAAUAGUGCUGUGGGAAUGGAAACCAGUUCGAGGAAUUCUGAAGUUAUCCAUGCUGGUCUCUAUUAUGGCGCCAAUUCCCUAAAAACCAAUCUCUGCAUCCAAGGUCGCCAAAUGCUCUAUGCCCUUUGUGCCAAAUAUGACAUCCCUCAUAAAAAUAUGGGAAAAUGGAUUGUCGCCCAAACAGACCAGCAAUACGAAGAAUUAAUCAAAGUUCACAACUUCACCAAAACUCUCGAAGAUGUCCCUACCCAUUUUAUCCCUUUGGAACAAGCUGCUAAGCAAGAACCUUAUGUGCGAGCUCGAAAGGGGAUUCUCGAAAGUCCUACUACUGGAAUCGUGGAUUCUCAUUCUUAUAUGCAGUUUCUACAUGGAAAUUUUACGGAGAAAGGAGGGGAUGCCGCGUUAAAUAGUAAUGUGAUUGCCAUCACACCUUUAGGUGAUAAGGGAAGUUCGGGGUGGGAAAUUCUGGUAAGAGAUAAAGCCAGCGGGGAAGAAAAUACAUUUACAUCCGAGACGAUAAUUAAUUCCGCCGGCCUGGGAGCCUGCGAUAUUCACAAUAUGAUCGUACCCCAAGAACAACAUCUGAAACAAUACUACGCUAAAGGGAAUUAUUUUUCCUAUUCUCCAAGCGUCCCAAUGACCAAACAUCUCAUAUAUCCGGCGCCAGAACCGGGGCUGGGUGGUCUGGGUACGCAUCUCACGCUCGAUAUCGCGGGACGUAUUCGUUUCGGUCCAGAUGUAGAGUGGGUUGACGAUCCGCACGAUUUGAAGGUUAAUAGCUCGCGUUUACCAGAGGCCAUCGAACAGAUUAGGAAGUUUCUCCCAGAUGUCAAGGUUGAGGGGAUCCAGCCGGAUUAUGCGGGGAUAAGGCCGAAGUUGGGGAGGUUGAGUGCGGUGGGGAGUGGGAGGGGGUUUCAGGAUUUCGUUAUUAGAGAUAUGGGUGAGGAGGGUUAUAGGGGGUGGGUUGAUUUGUUGGGCAUUGAAAGUCCUGGGUUGACGAGUAGUUUGGCGAUUGCGGGGUUGGUGGGGAGGGUGUUGUAUUAG
Molecule: messenger RNA, 1227 nt
Organism: Sclerotinia sclerotiorum 1980 UF-70
Lineage: Eukaryota; Fungi; Ascomycota; Leotiomycetes; Helotiales; Sclerotiniaceae
Exons: 3
Coding region: 1-1227 (408 amino acids)
Cellular component (GO): mitochondrion
Molecular function (GO): (S)-2-hydroxy-acid oxidase activity; (S)-2-hydroxyglutarate dehydrogenase activity
Source: RefSeq, a predicted model, not a curated record